UUGUAGUCUGGUGCAGCAGCACCCCCUCCCUUUCUUUCUUCCGUGUCCUUUUAACGUUCGUUCCCUACCUUAAAUUAAUAUUAUUUUAUAUAACUAAGAAUGGGCCCGAGUCGGACCCGACCUGAAUCCGAAUCCGAGUCACGGCUAGUAGUCGCACGCUUCGCACGUGUUUGUCGCCCAAAGCAACUAAAAACGGACCAGAGAACUCAGAAAACCAGAUAAAAAUAAAAGAAAAUUCAUAAGAGGGAAAAAAAAAUUGCUCCACGCGAAGAAGAAACGUUUGAGUCUCUUUCUCUCUCUGCUCUGGUUCGAAAAUAAAAAAGCUCGGAGGACAGAGGCGAGGGUUUUGUGAAGGGGAGAGAGAGGAAUGAAAACCUAGUUUUUGGGAGAGGGAGAUUAGUGGGAGAAAUUUACAUAUACAUACGAGGAGAGAGAGUGGAAGUUAUCUGUGUUCGGCGUUAUCAAGGCUAGGGUUUUCAAAGUCGUUGAUAAAGGACUAGUGUAGCAACAGCUAAAAUUCGCAGUUGAAGAUUUAGUAUUUGGAUCCUUGUGGUUCGACCCUUACAUUGAAGUAUCUGAGUAAUUUCAAUCAACUAGCACUGAGGUUUACAAGGAUUCUGUAUGGAAAAUAGAACAUUAUCCCUGCACAAUUAUUUAUUUGAAUUUGAGUCAUGAUAUAUGAAGCAGUAUGACGCUUGAAGAUUUUUUCACUUUGACUGAGAUGAAAGAUGGGCUCACGGCCCUGUCUCGAGUUGAGGAGCUGGUAGCUGUAAUGCAGAAGGAGAAAGAGUGUGGUGUGAAGAAUGCUAGUGAUGCAACCAGGCAGUGGACUGCUGUGGCCAGCACUAUUGCUGCCACAGAGAAUAAAGAAUGUCUUGAUCGUUUCAUUAAUUUAGAUGGUCUUUGGUUCAUUGAUAGAUGGCUAAAAGAUGCACAACAGUUAUGUAGCGACACAAAUGAAAGCUUUGUGGAAGAGUCCAUUACUGCUUUAUUAAAAGCACUUGAAAAGCUUCAUGUAGAUAAUGAAAAGUCACAAUCUUCAGGAAUCUGGAUUACCAUCAAGAAUCUUCUUGGGCACAAAAGUUCUAGAGUUCAAGACAGAGCUAAACUUCUGUUUGAUAGCUGGAAGCAGGAAAGCGGUGAGGAUAAAGUUAACAAUGGUGUCGACAAUGUUGGUUUAUUGCAUGAUGAUGGGAGUUCAAAGCCUAUUUCAGAUGAAGAUAGGCCAUCUUCUUCAGGUGCAUCUACUUCUGAAGGAACUGUUAAAGGGGAGGAAACACCUACUACGGAACCUGCCAAGGAGAUAAUGAGCUCAGAUAUUCAAUCAGAAAGAGAUGAAGUACAGAUUAAUAAUCAUAAUAAUCAGCUGGGCUUUGACAAAAGUUUAAACAGUGCCAACAUUGAUGAAAUGACUGCAGAUCCACCAACACUUCUUAUGUCACACCCUGUUGAGAAAAGUCCCACUGAGGAAGAUUCCACUAUGUGUUCUGUUGGAGGAAGCACACCAUCUGAGCCUAGUUUUGUGGCUCCUAAGAAUGUCACUGUUGAGGGACAGCCAGAUUUUUCAAAAGUAAAUGUGCUCUCAAAAAAUGAAAAGCAGGCAGACAAAGUUGAAAAUUAUUUGUCUAGUCCAAAGGAGCCUUUUAUUGUUUCAUCAGAUGCUGAUGCUUCAAGGUCGCUGGAACUUAUGAAGCAACCUACUUUGCAAAAUAAUGGCAGAUUGAAUGAAAUUGAUAACUGUCAAAAACUAUCACCUGUUGAUUGUGCAAUGGCAUCUGCGUCUGAUUCAAGGAGUGUGGUUGGGGAUUCAAAGGUUAUUAAUAAUCUCAAUGUAGUUGAAGAUGGUGAAAGUUGCUCUAAAGCUUCACAGUACUCAUCGGGUAAUGGUAAUUCGUUGGGAAAACCUGAAAAUUUAGGUACUUCUUCUAGGAUGGAUAAUCUGGGAACAGUUGAUGAAGACAAGGAGUAUGCUAGGGAUGAAAAUAAGAAGAGUGCUAGUGAUGAUGAUAAGGAGAGUGCUAGCGAUGAAGAUAGAGAUUUUAGGAAUGCUUAUGAGUUUUCUAAGCCUGUCAUUGAUUCCAAACUUUCUGGUGCUAUUGACAGAAGAAGAUCUGAUUCAGAAUUUGAUAAUGGGGUUGACGCUCUAGAAGUUGCUCGACAAGUUGCUCAAGCUGUUGAAAGAGAAGUGGGGGAUUUCAAAGGACCAUUUAGCUGUUCUUCUUCGGAGAAAAUCUCAUCAGGUGAACCAAAUCAGCCAGGUAGUCCAGACUCCGUAAAUGAAAAACAGGACCUACCUUCUGAAGUUCCACCAAAGGAGGAAUCAACUGCACCAAGUCAUUCUACUGAGGCUUAUCCUACAGGAGAGUUGCAGGUGAGAAACGUAGCUAAUCUGGAUGCAGCACCAGAAAAUUGCACCAAUGCUGUGGACUCCUCCCAAGUGACUGAAGCAACACAAGAAACAGAAAUGAACAUAGACAAAGGUCCUUGUGGCUUUGAUCUUAAUGAAGAAAUUUUCUCUGAUGAAAUGGAACGUCUCCCUAAUCCUGUAUCUACGCCUGUUCCGGUUGUUUCUGCUUCAAGGCCAGCGACUCCUGGAUUGUUAGUAUCCCCUUUACAGUUUGAGGGAUCUCUUGGAUGGAAAGGAUCUGCUGCUACUAGUGCAUUUCGGCCAGCUUCUCCUCGCAGAAAUUCUGACAGUGACAAGAAUCAUUCUAUUGGGGGUACCAGCGAUAGUAGUUCAAAGCAGAGGCAAGAUUUCCUUGAUAUUGAUCUCAAUGUGGCCGAAGGUGGAGAGGACUUGGGGAAACAAAUUCCAGCAUUGUCUGGCCUCCCUUCUGGGGAAUCUUCUGUGGAAGUGAGUCCAAAAAAAUCUAAAAGGUUCAAGUUGGAUUUAAAUACCAUUGAAGAUGAUAGUGAUGUUCUUCCAUUGAAUUUGAAGGCAGAAGGGCAGCUCUUGUUCAAUCACCGAAAUGGCCAUCGCAGUCCAUCUCCUGCCUCAUCAUCAUCAUCAAUGCAACCUUUUAUGAGAAAUAUCGAUUUGAAUGAUAGACCAUCUUUUCUCGACUCCAUAGAACAAGGGUCGGGCAAGUCUUUUCAGGGGGUUAAUGCAUAUGUGGUGCCUAAAUCGGAUGCUUCUGUUAUUUCUAUAAUGGGUACCCGUGUGGAAAUCAACAGAAAAGACUGUGUUCCUCAAGUUCUCUCUCUGCAUAAUGGCAAGGCUGUUGAGCCUGCAGUUGAUGCUACUACUAUGACAAGAACGGGGAGUUUUCUGGGGUUGGCUUCCACUGGGUCAUACGGUCAUUCACCUGUUUUUGGGUACAAUGGUCUGACAACAGGGCCUUCAUUGUCUUUCUCCUCUACGAUGUAUGGACCUGGUGGAGCAAACCCCUGCAUGAUGGAUUCACGAGCUACAUUGAUGCCUCAGAAUGCCUCAUUGGCUUCUGCUGCUCCGCCUUUCUCCCAGCAUCCAUUCAUCAUGAGCAUGACGAAUGCACAACCAGGUCUAAAUGGUGCUGGACCGUCACGCCCCAAUUUUGAUCUAAAUUCUGGGUUUGUCGUUGAGGGAGGUGGUAAUAGGGACUCUGUUCUGAGACCCUUUUUCAUUUCUAGCCAGGGAAGGCCUCUGGAGGAGCAGCUGAGGACCAAUUCACAGCCCCCAACAAGUUCUGCUAUUGGUGGGAAAAGGAAGGAACCAGAUGGUGGGUGGGAAGCUUACCAAUUUAGUUACAGACAGCAGCAACCGCCAUCAUGGAGACAGUAAGUUUUUGUUCUCCUGCACCUGUGUCCCCUUGGAUCGAUUCAUGAAUCCAACCAGUAGAGUGAUGCUUGCAUUCGAAAAGAUGAUCCCAAAGAGUAGGUAAGCCCAUUGGCUUUAAUGAGAAGGGAAUCAAUAAAGCCGGAGGGCUUUAUCUAUGUAACAUGAUUUAUACGAUUAAUUUCGGAAGGGAAAGAAGUUAGGUUCUUGCUUUGAUUUUGUUUAUGUUUAAUAAUUUUCCAAUUUUUUCCCUGUUUCAUAGAAGGGCAUUGCAAGGUUAGAAGACUGGGAUAUAUGUAGCUGUAAUUUCUUGUCCAUGUAUAUCACAAAAAUAUAGGAACGGAUGUUAAAUGAUUUUGGUGGUGCU
This is a messenger RNA of Humulus lupulus (European hop), 4121 nucleotides long. RefSeq lists its product as uncharacterized. Bases 689 to 3760 code for a protein of 1023 amino acids. The record is from RefSeq and is a predicted model, not a curated record. NCBI's taxonomy places the organism in Eukaryota, Viridiplantae, Streptophyta, Magnoliopsida, Rosales, Cannabaceae. The transcript has 3 exons.